Patiria miniata (bat star) is the source of this 584-nucleotide messenger RNA. Its product is annotated as C3 and PZP-like alpha-2-macroglobulin domain-containing protein 8. The transcript has 2 exons. The coding region runs from base 63 to 452 and encodes 129 amino acids. NCBI's taxonomy places the organism in Eukaryota, Metazoa, Echinodermata, Asteroidea, Valvatida, Asterinidae. The record is from RefSeq and is a predicted model, not a curated record.
GUUCGGUAUUCACUGAAGCCAAGUUACCACGCACCUUCAAAUUCCUGCUGGAACCCUUCAGCAUGCCUUUCCGGUUGGACUUCGAUGUGAAGAUCAAGCAGGGUGCUAGCAUAGCCCUGGCUGAGCAUAAUACUGACGAGUCCGUCUUUGCCGAAAUAAACAUCGGUGGGAGAGUGAAUACCUUGGCGAACGUGAGACCAUGCUACUUGAUCUGUCUGGAUAUAGUGGCUACACAUGAGGAACAAGGGUUGGUCAACGCCAGUGAGUACCGCCCUUUCUGGAUCGACUACAAAGGGGGCGUGGUCAGAAUCGGUAAAGGAGGACAGGAGGCGGCUUUCGUGGAAUGGGACGCCGGUGCAUACCACCAGCGAGUUCCGACUCGCGUGCACUUUGGUGUGUCUUCAUGGGGCAAUGCCGAGGGGUACUGGAAGCUUCACCAAAAAUGUGCUUAGUUCACACUAUUCAGUUGAAAUAAGCAUAUACGUCACUCAUUGAAUUAAAGGCAAGAUCAUUUGCAUAAUAUCCCAAAGUGACCUACCGAAUUGUCAUUAAGAAGCUUGAUUAAAGAUUGUAAUGGUACUAAG